AUGGAAAGUUCCAGGGGCUGGAGAGCCCUAGGUAGAAAGCGUGGCGGCGGGGGCGGGCCGAGGGGCGUGGCCUCGCGAGGGGGCGUGGCCCCCACUGCGCAGCUGCCGGAGCCUUUAAGCCCGGGCUCGCGCGGCCGGAGCGUGCUUUCGCCGCCGCCGGGGAGCCGUCCGCUUCAGCCGCCGGUGCGUUCCCACCCAUCCCUCCCCUCGCAACCCCGGGCCCGCACCCGCGUCCCCGCCCCUUCGCACCGGGGGACCCAGUCCGCUUCGGAACCGCGCGCCGAGCGUUCGGGCAUGCCCCGCUACGAGCUGGCUUUGAUUCUGAAAGCCAUGCAGCGGCCAGAGUCUGCUGCGGCUUUGAAACGUACAGUAGAAGCCCUGCUGGACCGAGGAGCCAUUGUGAGGAACUUGGAAAACCUGGGUGAGAAAGCACUUCCUUUCAAGAUGUCUGCCCAUAGUCAGCAGCACAAGAGAGGCGGGUAUUUCUUGGUGGAUUUUUAUGCCCCCACCACAUCUGUGGAUACCAUAUUGGAGCACUUGUCACGAGACACUGAUGUGAUUAGACCGACUAUUGUAAAACACCCUCUGACCCAGGAAGUAAAAGAGUGUGAAGGCAUUGUCCCAGUCCCACUUGAAGAAAAAUUAUAUUCUGCGAAGAAGAGAAAGAAGUGAAAAGGUUUACUGGACAUUUCCUUCUGUUUACUCAUCAUGCCUGAGCUAUGAGGAUGAGUAGUUAUGAGCCUGACAUUUAUCUAAGUGUGUUUUAGCUCUAGAUCCUUUGGCUGUGAGAGGUGUGGGAACUGCUUGCCAAUGGCUGCUGUGGAAUCAGUGGUAACGGCAGAUGAUUCUUGAUUUCAUUCUCAAUAGUGUAAUUUCUUCAUCAGUGAGGACUUCCCUUUCCCUUUUGGAACAGCAGCACUGCCUUGCACUGCAAGCUGGCCACUCACACUGUAUAAACAAAAAUCAAAACUCCUUAUGUUUUAUGGAGAGCAAAGGUCAGAGUAAUAAACACCAUUUUCCAAA
Molecule: messenger RNA, 1023 nt
Organism: Dipodomys ordii (Ord's kangaroo rat)
Lineage: Eukaryota; Metazoa; Chordata; Mammalia; Rodentia; Heteromyidae
Gene: Mrps6
Product: mitochondrial ribosomal protein S6
Exons: 3
Coding region: 1-672 (223 amino acids)
Biological process (GO): translation
Cellular component (GO): mitochondrial small ribosomal subunit; ribosome
Molecular function (GO): small ribosomal subunit rRNA binding; structural constituent of ribosome
Source: RefSeq, a predicted model, not a curated record